Messenger RNA from Caenorhabditis remanei, 1308 nucleotides. RefSeq lists its product as uncharacterized. The record is from RefSeq and is a predicted model, not a curated record. The coding region runs from base 1 to 1308 and encodes 435 amino acids. Lineage: Eukaryota; Metazoa; Nematoda; Chromadorea; Rhabditida; Rhabditidae. The transcript has 7 exons.
AUGGGUCAAGUCUCCGAGAACAAAUCAGAAGUAACUGUCGUCAAUGUGAAUAUUCAAAUGCUGAUAGCAUCAGGAGAAGUGUAUGGAUGGGCUGAUGAUGUUGACUCGGUUCUUGACACCGCUGAUAAGCUACUCGAGUUUGGAGGAUUCUUUUUCCCAGAAGUCGCAGCCGUCGCAGGUGUUGUCACGAAAGUUGGAGGGGUUAUUCGAUGGAUUACUGGAAAUUUCAAAGAGGAUAAACCAGAUCCUAUUAAGAAGGUCAUGGAAAAGUUAGCGGUGUUGGAGAAGAAAAUUGACGAGCUAGGCAAAAAGAUGGCUGCUCAAUUCGCCGAUUUGAAAGAAUUUAUAACUGAGGUUAACUUCCUGACAAACAUCUCAGUGCCAACAUCAAAUCUGAUGAGAUUCGUGCAAGAUCUUAUGAACGAUCCAUCUCCAAAAGCACUUGAAAACUUCCAGAGUGCAUAUAAUGAUCGUAAGCCGUUGAAGAUUGCAUAUGACUUGUUGAGUUUUUUGGAGCAUGAGAAAACAAAUCCAUUAAGAAUGGCCAUGAAUGCUGACCCGAUGAGAACCAGUACGACCUUUAACAAGUGGGCUGAUAAGUUUGCAUCUAUUCUGGGACAGUUUCUGUUCCUGGAAGCUAUGGCUAGUGGACUAAUGAAGGACAACGAUGAUUUUGAUGUGAACUUAAUAAUCCAAAGAUCAGGAGAGCUUGUCAAGGAUAUGGAUAAGUUGAAAGAAGUAUAUAAGAAAGAUCCAAUUUACUUCGAAGCUAUGGAAAACUACAUCGCAGAUUUUUUGGAUAAAAAUUCGAACUUUGAACGUUGGGAAAUUGCAAACAAAAUUAAAGAAGAUUUGGAAAAGAUACUUUUGACAAACGAUGCUUUGACCAUAUGGGCGUUCAAUGGUCCUGUAGCCAAGAGCCUUUUCGCAGCAGACUGCACAGACAAAGCGAAAGGACAAAUUGCCCAAGUUUUGAACAAAAAUGGCCGCGGUGUCAUUAUCUGCAAAAGUUCUCAAGCGAAUACUGUCGAGAAAGAAAAAAUCAAGGAGCUGGAGAGUCAAAUGUUCCAGUUUUCCGGAAGUUUAUUCAUGCCGCGACCUGACUACAAAGACGUGCCCAAAGAUGUUUUAAAGAAAUACUUCCCAAAUGGUGGCAGCUUCUGCUUAAUGGAUUAUAGAAACUUCCCAGAGAUGAGAUCAAUCAAUUGUAAACACGAUGUUGGACCGGGAGUUGAAGGUCACAUCACUACAUUUGACAUGCCGUUCGUUAACCAGAGAACUUUCAAUUUAAUGGUGGUUUACAUUUGA